AUGGAGCGCUACGAGUCUCUGGGGCUGGUCGGGGAGGGCAGCUACGGCACGGUGCUCAAGUGCCGUCACCGAGAGUCGGGCCGCCUCGUCGCCAUCAAGAAGUUCGUGGACUCGGACGACGACAAGACGGUGAAGAAGAUCGCCCUGAGGGAGAUCAAGCUGCUGCGGCAACUGCGCCACGACAACCUGGUCAACCUGCUGGAGGUGUGGAAGCGGCGCCGGCGCUGGUAUCUGGUGUUUGAGUUCGUAGAGCGGACGCUGCUGGAGGAUUUGGAGCAAAGCCCGAGCGGACUGGACCUGAACACCAGCCGGCAGUACCUGUACCAGAUCCUGAGGGCCGCGGCCUUCUGCCACCAGCAGCACAUCAUCCACCGUGACAUCAAACCGGAGAACAUCCUGAUCUCUCAGGGGGGCGUGGUUAAGAUGUGUGACUUUGGCUUCGCCCGGACCAUGACGUCGCCCGCCGAGGGGGGGGUCUAUACCGACUACGUGGCCACUCGCUGGUACAGAGCACCUGAACUGCUGGUGGGAGACACCAAGUAUGGAAAACCGGUAGACGUGUGGGCUGUAGGUUGUCUGUUAUUAGAGAUGUUAACAGGUCAGCCUCUGUUUCCCGGAGACUCCGACCUCGACCAAAUUUACCACAUCGUCCGAUACUUCGGGGACCUGACGGCUCAUCACCAGGAGUUAUUCUACAGGAAUCCGGUCUUUUCCGGAGUCAGACUGCCCGAAAAUUCGGCCCGAGUCCGACUGGAGCAGCGCUUCCCUACAAUCGCACCCACCGCCCUGGACCUGGCUCAGAGUUGUCUCCAGAUGGAUCCAGAAAGACGAGCUCAGUGUUCAGAACUGCUAGAACAUCCUCUGUUCACACAAGACUCUUUCCACAUCAGAUUUUUGGACGAGCUGAAUGCUAAGAUCCAAAAGGACCACAGAGACAACUCUACCCUUCCCAAAAUAAGCAAAACUCCAAGACGAGAAAGGAACGAACGGGACGACAAGAACCGGAGAAGCAAGGACAAGAAGCAAGCUGAAGAUGUGAAUGAGAAAGUCAACAAGGAAAGGGAGAGGAAGGGGGAUGAGAAGAAGGAGGAAACCAAAGGAAAGCAACAUUCGAAGCUCUCUAAAACUGUUCGUAACACCUCAGAACCUUUGAUAUCCAAACAAUCCAAAACAUUCGGCGCCAAGAAUAUCGACAAUGCAGCAAAAACGACUGUGGCCGUGAAAAGUAAACCGGGAAAAGCCACCGGUGUGGAUCUGAGAAAGGAACGUGAGAUUCCUAAAUCAACUAAAACCCGUAAUUCUGAUUUUUUGGAGACAACCGCGACUGCAACCCAUCUGAAGGACAAUAACACAGUGGUCCCUAAACCUAAACACGGGAAAGUUGCUUCCCAAGAGACAAGGGAAGACCAUUUGAAAACUACAGAUACAAAAGAUGGAGAUUCCACUGGUUUGAAUUAUAGUUGCUCAGACAGCAUUGUGCCAAAUAUGACUGAGAAAAGUCUGAUGGAGAUCUGGAGAUCGUCUAAAUCGGAGCCAUGUCAAGAGUUUGGGAAGAGCUGGAACAACUCAAACACAAAAGUGCCCAACUUGUCUGAAAGCUCAACCGCUGACCAUCCAAAUGGGACUUCAUCUCCAAAAGCCUCUUUGAAUUCAACCAUUGAUCGUACGGACACCCAUUUAACACAGAAAAUGGGAAAGUCUUCCACUACAGAAUACCCCGAAGGCUCUUCAACAGUUGCAACUUCUAAAAUAGCAAACAGUGACCAAGUAGAGACAAGCUUGACACUUAAAGCGCCUCAACGGCCAAGCAAUGACCACAUUAAAGUCGCUACCCCAACUACCCCUUCUGUCACCAAGCCAUGCGAGACAUUAGAGCAUCAGGGCAAUUGUUCAAUGGACACAGAGCAAAAAAAGGCCUCUGAACAUCCAAAAGGCUUACCCUUAAGCCCUAAGCCAGCCACAAACAACAUAUAUUUGUUUACCACCCCAUUAAAGACUCUUACAUCAGAUCUUUCAAGGCAGUCGUCCACAAUUUUAAUAGAAACCAGUCCUGCGAUCAGCACUGGAACUCCACUUAAAGGAUCCUUAAAUUCAAAGUUGUCCAAAACGGGCUCGUCUUCAGAUCCCAAACCCAAAAAUGACACCAGAUGUGUACCCAACAAGCCUUCAAGAGGCCUUCCAACAGACAGGAAACCUACAGAAGUAUCGAUCGCAUCCAACAAUCAGCAUGAUGCCAGUGAGCAUCGUGGAUGCUUGAAGAUUAGCCCAGCUGCAAACCACAUUGACGUAUCCGAUGCCUCGGGUGGAGAAUACAAGGAGAAUCCUGACUCUUCUGAGCUCUGCAGGAUCCAUCAGCAGAGCACUUCUGAAUCCAAAAUCACCACAGAAUCCAGAAUAACCUCAGCCUCCAUGCCGAAUGAAAUCCCUAAAACCAACAAGUCAGCUGGAACCAAUUUUCCGAAAACACAGAAAGCCUCCGAUAAAGAGAACAGAGAAGAUUUAGCACUUUCUGUGUCUGUCAGUGCAACAACCAAGUCUUUGGUAAAUCAAAUCUCAAAGGUUACCAGAAGUUCAAGUUUUGAGCAAAAGAACAGCUCUGAAUCCGAUGUGAAGUCCCAGAAACCCCCUCACUUUAAAACUGUGAUCAUAGAACCUAAAACAACGUUUGGGUCAUUUAGCAACAAGUCCACUGCAACAAUGACCCUGAGGACUAAGAAAACUACAUUUCCUACAGAGGCAAGAAGGAAACGAGACAACGCAGACACGGACGACACAGCAAAUACAUCUACUAUCGCGGAUUCAACUUCAUUCUCCUCUACGACGACUCCAGACCGCAAAGCCUUGACAAGAAGCUUAGUCUUUCACAACAUGGACGCUACAGACGCUGAUGAAUUUGCUUCCCAUUCCUCUCCACCUCCUCCUCCUUCCUCCACACCCGUCAUUCCCUCUUUUUCUGUCGUCAGCCCAGCCGCCAGCGAUCACCAUUCCCCGGGGGCAGGUUUUCAUCCUGGGACCCACAGCGUUAGGUGUGUAGACAAGCCGAGGCAUCACGGUGGCAUCUACAGUCGACUGUCCAAUCACAUUACAGGAUCACUCACUGCACAGGUGUCAGAAAAGAAUCUGAUCUGCGAGCGCACUUUCCCGUGCGAUCGCUGUAACCUUGGUACCAGCAGUGGCAUCACAGCGACCAAAAAGAAGUCAGACAUCCAUUUCCCAGAUCUAAGAAGCUCCGUGCUGCCAGAGCUCAGAGGAAGAGAAGGCAAGCACAACAAAGGCACUUCCAAGGAUCAGAGGAAAGACAAACCGGCUCCUCCAUCUCCAUCUGAUACACAAAGACCGUAACAAAAGCCCCUUUCGGACUUUACUUUAAUGUGACGGCAACUAAACAUGUCGAAAUAAGCACCCUGGUCACUUUAAAGUCACGACAAUCUUACAGGCCUCUGGUUAUUUGCAACCCGUUCCCCCCCCCCGAACUUGUAUAAUACGGUUGCUUGGCCAGUGUCUCUCAGCGUCAGAUACGACGCAAAAAUCCCUCUUCAGCGUCUGUAUGGAACGCACCGGGCAGAGCAGCAGCUACGCGGCGCUGUAAGGUGACGUAGAAUUAAGAGAGACAACGGUAGAGAGUAGUAGGACAGACAGAAACUCUAGUAGGGAGGUUGGUUG
Molecule: messenger RNA, 3663 nt
Organism: Perca fluviatilis (European perch)
Lineage: Eukaryota; Metazoa; Chordata; Actinopteri; Perciformes; Percidae
Product: cyclin-dependent kinase-like 5
Exons: 10
Coding region: 1-3342 (1113 amino acids)
Biological process (GO): protein phosphorylation; intracellular signal transduction
Cellular component (GO): nucleus; cytoplasm
Molecular function (GO): ATP binding; MAP kinase activity
Source: RefSeq, a predicted model, not a curated record